This is a messenger RNA of [Candida] anglica, 1305 nucleotides long. NCBI's taxonomy places the organism in Eukaryota, Fungi, Ascomycota, Pichiomycetes, Serinales, Debaryomycetaceae. The record is from the annotation of a GenBank genome assembly.
AUGGAAUACUUAUUGGUUGAAUUGGCUGAUUCCAAGGAUGUUAAAGAAGUCAAGACUGUUCUUGAAAAAAGCGGGAAAUUGAAUAAGAAUGAAAAGAUCCGUAGAGAGAAUAAUGGUGUAUUUAAAAUUUACACCAGAAUUUGUGAGAAAACGGAAUGGGAAGGAAUUAUGAUGGAGGAAAUUGGGAGAAUAAUUGAUCAUCAGUUGGGGACAUACCGGGAAAGGACCGUUGAAGCAGCGGGAAUUGUAGGGUGUUUCGAGAGGUAUAUAGACGGGGAAUUGAAGCGGAGGGGGACUGUAGUAGAGGAAGAUAUAGUGCGACAACUUCGACUUAGUCUUCCUAAAAAAUAUUCUGUUUACCCACCAAUGCUUCUUCUAUCCGGUCAAACGCUUGAACUUGAAGUUUGGAAGGAUCAUACCAGGUUUUUCCCUCAACUUUUAGAGCAGGAAUUCCCGCAAUGUACACAUAUUGCUGUCAAUAAACCGAUCAUUGAAUCGGAUGUCAUGAGAAGACCUUUCAAUUUGGUUCCAGUAUAUGGAAACUUUGGUCCGGAACCAACAGAUACCCUAUUCACAAAUCCUUCUAAGGCGAACUUCAAGGAAGCUUUCUGGUGUCUGGUGGUCCAGAAUGGGAUUACACAACAUUGGGCCCCUAGAUAUACGAUGUUUUCCCGUGGGAACAUCAAGGAGAAAAAACGAGUAUUACAAUUGUCUAAACAGAAACAAAACUUAAACACAUUGCCGGUUGCGGUGGACAUGUAUAGUGGGAUUGGAUAUUUCACUCUUUCCUAUUUAGCUAAUGGAUACACAGUGUUUUGUUGGGAACUAAACCCAUGGUCUAUUGAAGGAUUGAUUCGUGGAUUGACGGCAAAUCACCAUUCAUACCUUGUUAUAGGAGCUGAUGAAGUAUUGGAUUCGAAGAAAUAUCAUGCAGCCAUUUCUUCAGGAGUUAGAGCAUUCGUAUUCAAUGAAAGUAAUGAAGAGUCUAUGCGAAGGUUCGAACAACUUUCGGUGCCCAUGGAUCUUCAACAUAUCAACUUGGGGUUACUUCCAAGCUCCAAGGAUCUGUGGGGAUCAUGUACCCGGAUGGUGAAUGAGAUCUCCAAUAGUAAAGAGACUCAAAUCCAUGUUCAUGAAAAUGUUUCCAUUAAUGAUUUUGACACAUUUACCAAUGAAACAUUGGAAUUUUUCCAAAAGGAUUGUUUUGCAAAGUUUUUACAUUUAGAAAAGGUAAAGACGUUUGCACCUGAUGUAUGGCAUGUGGUUUUGGAUUACUUGGUAAGUCCUAGAAAGGGAGAUUCAUAG